This is a messenger RNA of Egretta garzetta (little egret), 1543 nucleotides long. It is a transcript of the gene PSME3IP1, whose product is annotated as proteasome activator subunit 3 interacting protein 1. NCBI's taxonomy places the organism in Eukaryota, Metazoa, Chordata, Aves, Pelecaniformes, Ardeidae. The record is from RefSeq and is a predicted model, not a curated record. Bases 234 to 1001 code for a protein of 255 amino acids. Gene Ontology annotation, cellular component: nucleus. The transcript is spliced from 7 exons.
UCUUGUGCUUACAUUGUGCUUGCCUCCCCAGGCUUGGUGUAAGAAACAAAAAUAGGCAUUAAUGCUUCAUUCUGUAGCAUGCAGCUGGCAGAGUAAAUCUUGAAAGGAGCCACUUAAGACUAGCACAAGGAGUUUGCUUCAUCCUGGGCUUACAGGAGUCAAGGUCAUGAGUUUCCUUCUCGGGAGGACUCCUUGGAGCAUCCCCGCCCUGCCCCUGGACGGACUGCUCCACGAUGGAUGGGGGAGAUGGUACUGCUGACCUCGUGAUUAACAAGAGGUUUGUGUCUGAAUCGGAGCUAGAGGAGCGACGGAAGAGAAGGCAAGAGGAAUGGGAAAAGGUCCGAAAACCUGAGGAUCCAGAAGAGUGCCCAGAGGAGGCAUAUGACCCACGUUCGCUGUAUGAAAGACUCCAGGAACAGAGAGAAAAGAAGCAGCAGGAGUUUGAGGAGCAAUUUAAAUUCAAAAACAUGGUAAGAGGCUUAGACGAAGAUGAGACGCAUUUCCUUGAUGAGGUUUCUCGGCAGCAAGAGCUACUGGAAAAGCAACGAAGAGAAGAGGAGCUGAAAGAGCUGAAUGAAUACAGAAGCACUCUCACCAAAGUGGGAGUCAGUAUGGACCCAAAGAAGGAAACGGAGAAGAAAUUGCCCAUGAAGUCAGUGGAAAACAAGAACAAAUUCUCUCAGGCAAAGCUGUUGGCAGGCGCUGUGAAACACAGAAGUUCGGAUGCUGGUAACAGCAUGAAGAGGUUGAAGCUAGAUACUGAUCAUGACGAAAAGAACCAAGAGAAGCCAUCCUGCGUUCCCCUGGGGAGCAGCUCGGUGGGGGGCUCCACAGUCCACUGCCCCUCAGCUGCUGUGUGCAUUGGGAUCCUGCCCGGCCUGGGCGCCUACUCGGGAAGCAGCGACUCGGAGUCCAGCUCAGAUAGUGAAGGCACCAUCAAUUCCACCGGGAAGAUCGUGUCCUCUGUCUUUCGCAGCAACAGUUUCUUUGAUGGCCCAUAACGAAAUCCCUCCGUGUGUAAUGUAGUGCCGUGUAUCUUCCAAAGCCCUGGCGGAUGCUCGGUGCAUCCUUCUGCCCCAAGUGUAAUCUUUCUCGCUAACCUCUCGACUUUAACACACUCAGAUACCCCUAAAAUAACUCAUGAUAUUUUUUGUUUCCCCCCCUCCCCCUGCAACUUCCCAUUUCUGGGGUGCAUCCCGAGCCUGGAGGGAAGGCUGCCGUCCAAAACCAGCAGGCACACCUGGUGACAUAACGAAGGUCUGAGGGUAGGGAGCAGAGCGCUUUAGCUGUUAAAAUUCUUACAGAAAGGAAGAAUUCUGGUAAUUUAAGAAGUUUAUACAAGACUAACAGGCGAAAAAUACUCCCUUAAAGCAGUGAAGUCUUGUAGAAACAACCAUGUGUUCUGUUUUAAAAUGUCAUUUUUAUUCUUUCUUUGAGAAAUGGGGGCAGAACAAGAAUCAAGCAGAUGGUGAAGCGUAGAUUGCCAUGACACUGUAAAGAAGUUUUAGUGUUACAUGAUUAAAGACAUGCUGAAUGCAUUUCG